AUGUAUACCGAAUUACCAUUUGAUGAAUUAAAAGUUGAUACAACAAAAAGAAGAGUUGCAUAUUUUUAUGAUCAAGAUGUUGGUAAUUAUUUUUAUGGUACUGGUCAUUGUAUGAAACCGCAUCGUAUAAGAAUGACUCAUUCUUUAAUUAUGAAUUAUGAACUAUACAAGAAAAUGGAAAUUUAUAGAGCAAAACCAGCUUCCAAUAUGGAACUAGUACAAUUCCACACUGAUGAAUAUAUUGAUUUCAUAAAUAGAGUAACACCUGAUAAUAUUCACUUAUUUGAAAGAGAGAAAACUAUUUUUAAUGUUGGUGAAGAUUGUCCUGUUUUCGAUGGUUUAGCAGAAUAUUGUAAAAUUUCAUGUGGUGGUUCAAUUGAAGGUGCACAAAGAUUGAAUAAUGGUUCGGCUGACAUAGUAAUAAAUUACGCUGGUGGGUUACAUCAUGCUAAAAAAUCAGAAGCUAGUGGGUUUUGUUAUACAAAUGAUAUAGUAUUAGCAAUAAUUGAAUUAUUAAGAUAUCAUCCAAGAGUUUUAUACAUUGAUACUGAUGUUCAUCAUGGUGAUGGAGUUGAAGAAGCAUUUUAUACAAAUGAUAGAGUAAUGACAUGUUCUUUUCAUAAAUUUGGUGAAUUUUUUCCUGGUACUGGUUAUUUAACAGAUACUGGUAUUGGAAAAGGUAAAUAUCAUUCAGUUAAUAUUCCUCUUCGAGAUGGUAUUGAUGAUGCUUCGUAUAAAUCAAUAUUUGAACCAAUAAUAUGUAAGAUUAUUGAAUGGUAUCAACCAUCAGCAAUUGUUUUACAGUGUGGUGGUGAUUCUUUAAGUGGUGAUAGAUUAGGUCCUUUCAAUUUAUCAAUGAGAGGUCAUGCAAACUGUGUGAAUUUUGUUAGAUCAUUUGGAUUACCAAUGAUGGUUUUAGGUGGUGGAGGAUAUACAAUAAGAAAUGUUGCAAGAACAUGGGCAUUUGAAACUGGUAUAUGUAAUGGUGAAAUUUUAUCUAAAGAAUUACCAUAUAAUGGAUAUUAUGAAUAUUAUGCACCAACUUAUGAAUUAGAUGUUAGAUCAUCUAAUAUGAAUAAUGCAAAUUCAAAAGAAUUUUUGGACAAAAUAUUGACACAAGUUAUUUCAAAUUUGGAUCAUACAAAACAUGCACCUAGUGUACAAAUGAAUAAUGUACCCAAUGACCUAGAAAAUUUCGGGGAUGAAGAUGAAGAUACACCAAUGGCAUUAGAUACAAAAGGCGGAUCACAAUUCAAAAGAGAUAAACAAAUUGUAAAAAAUAAUGAAUUUUUUGAUGAUGAAAAUUAUAAUAAAGGCGAAAAAAAUAUCGAUAUUGACUUAGAUUUCAGAGAAAAAGAAGCUGAAAAUGAAAAUCUAGAAACGAAAACUUAUAAUGAAGAUAAAAAUAUUUUAUUGAAUUAA
Molecule: messenger RNA, 1422 nt
Organism: Insectozyma verbasci
Lineage: Eukaryota; Fungi; Ascomycota; Pichiomycetes; Serinales; Debaryomycetaceae
Source: the annotation of a GenBank genome assembly